Messenger RNA from Cryptomeria japonica (Japanese cedar), 2389 nucleotides. RefSeq lists its product as uncharacterized. The record is from RefSeq and is a predicted model, not a curated record. Gene Ontology annotation, molecular function: protein dimerization activity. The transcript has 3 exons. Bases 37 to 2259 code for a protein of 740 amino acids. NCBI's taxonomy places the organism in Eukaryota, Viridiplantae, Streptophyta, Pinopsida, Cupressales, Cupressaceae.
UUAAUAAUUAUUUUUUAAUUUGUUGUAGAAAUCAUAAUGGCAACGACUACUAGCUCUACUCCUCAACGGACUUUCAAAACUGACCCAAAUUCACCUUUAUGGAAAUAUGUCAAAAUAAUAGACCAAGUAAAAGGUGGUGGAACAUUUUUAUGGAUAUGCAACUUCUGUAGUACGAAAAAAACUAGCUCCUACAGUCGUGUCAAAGCCCAUUUUUGUGCCAUUCCCCAACAAGGAAUCAAACCAUGUCUAGGAAAGAAUGGAAAUGGGAUGUCACCUCAAGAAAUAGCAGGAUAUAUUAGAGAGCAAGAGGAAGCAGAUGCAAGAGUUGGUCGUGCCUCAAACCAUCCUUUGUUGACAGGAAGAGGAAGUAAAUCAAAGAGGCCCCCUACUUCUCCAUCUUAUAGCGAUUUUCCUGAUAUCGUGGUAGAGAGCCACCCAUUCUUGGACCCAAUUAGUGAAGAACCUGUUAUUGUGAAGAGAAGCAAGGGACCAUUAGAGAGAGCAUUUAAGAAUGAUGCUAGAGAGAUUGCAGAUCAAUCCGUUGGAAGAUGUCUAUAUGCAAACGGUUUGUCAUUUAAUGUGGUACGAUCACCAUAUUGGCAGGAUAUGUUGAAAAAGGUAAAUGAGGCUCCACAAGGGUACACAGGGCCAGGUUAUGAGAAGGUGCGUAGCACCUUACUAGCAAAGGAGGUAAAAAACAUAGACAAUGCAUUGGCUCCCAUUAGAAAUUCAUGGAAACAAACAGGGGUGUCCAUCAUUUCAGAUGGAUGGAAGGAUACCAAAAAUCGGCCAUUAAUUAAUGUAAUUGCAGUGUGCCCUAAAGGGGCAAUGUUUCUGAAAGCUGUGGAUUGUGAGGGACAGAUGAAGGAUGCACAAUUUAUUGCUAACAUCCUUAUACAAUGCAUUCAGGAUGUGGGACCUCAAAAUGUUGUCCAAGUAAUAACGGACAAUGCAAAGAAUUGUAGAGCUGCAGGUAUGUUGAUUGAGACACGGUUUGAACACAUAUUUUGGACACCUUGUGCUGUCCACUCUCUCAACCUCAUGCUACAAAAGAUAGGCAGGAAAAUAGAUUGGAUCAAACAAAUUUAUGUUGAGGCUGAAGAGAUCCAAAUGUUCAUCACAAACCAUAACAUGUCACAGGCCAUUUUCAGAUCAUUUUCACAGUUGGAGUUGCUAAAGGUUGCCGAGACCCGAUUUGCAUCCAACACAAUCGUCUUGAGGCGACUUGUGAAGGUGCGACAGCCACUUGCUAGCAUGGUAAUUAGUCAAAGUUGGUCCCUAUGGAGGCAAUCCAAUACUGAAAGGGCAGCAAAUGUAAAGCGCAUGAUCCUAGAUGACACUUGGUGGGAUCGAGUGGAAUAUCUUUUGAGUUUCACUGAGCCCAUCAUGAGUAUGAUCCGUUAUACUGACAUGGAUCACCCAUGUUUGGGAGAGGUAUAUGAUGGCAUUGACUCGAUGAUUGAGAAAAUGAAAGCCAUCAUCAAUGCAAAAGAGCAAGAUCCCGAAGAAACUUUCUUCAAAGAGGUUCAAUCAAUUUGUGUUGAGCGGUGGAACAAAAUGACCACCCCACUACAUCUUCUUGCAUUUGCAUUGACUCCCAAAUUUUAUAGUGAUGAAAUGCUUGCUAAGCCAUCAAGGGUACCACCAUAUAGAGAUUCAGAAGUCAGUGAAGGGUGUAGGACAGCACUUACUAAACUCUUCCCAGAUUCUGAAAUGGAGGAUUUAAUGACAAGUGAGUUUGCUGAUUUUGUAGCCUCCAAUGGUCAAAGUGUUUCCGCUCUCCGUGACAAGUAUAAAAAGGAUUCUCAUGCUUGGUGGUACCUCAAUGGCCAUACAUCACCAAACCUUCAAACUCUUGCAAUCAAAGUUUUAUCGCAAGUUGCUAGUUCCUCUUCAUCUGAGCGAAAUUGGAGCACAUACUCCUUUAUCCACUCAGUGAAACGCAACCGACUGGCAGCAAGUAAGGCAGAAGAGCUCGUUUAUGUGCAUUCAAACUUGCGCCUUCUUACUCAUAAACAAAAUGAGUAUAAGGAUGGGAGCACAAAGUUUUGGGAUGUAGAUCCAGAGCGAACUGAUUUGGAUUUUUCAGCUGCCACACAAUCUUUACUUUCUGGGGAGUCUGAUAGCCAAUGUGCUGCUAGUGCAAGUGGCAGUGAGGCUGCAUGUGGUUCCAGUACUCUACCUACAUCAUCUAAUGUCAAUGAUGAUGUUGAUCUUGAUCUUCCUAGUGACCCAUAUGAUGCUAUUGCUGAUUAUUAGUUGUGUCAUUUUAUUGUUGAACGGUUGAGCCAGUGAACAAUGAAUUCGAUAUCUAUCAUAACAUUCAAAGUUUGUAAUUUUGUUAUAGACUUAUAGUUAUAUCAAUAUGAAUCAUAUAUGAUAGUUCCAA